CAAUUAGUCCCUCUCCUUCUCUUCAAACAAAACAUAUCAUCACACCGUCAUCGUCUUCAAUUUACUUCCUCCGUCAAAAUCAAAUGAUCCAAAACCCUAAUUUCUCUUUACUGCUCUGAUUAAAUUGGUUUCGAAAAAGGAGGAGGGGAGGAGAGUUGAAAGAUAUUACACAGAAGAAAGGGGUUAAAGAUGUCUCUUCCGCUACUGGAGUGUAAGUACGUGACGGAGGAGUUUGUUCGUGAAGGUAAGAAUGGCAACUAUGGAACCAAGCUGCCCAGCUCUGUACCGAUGCUUCGUUUCCUCUACGAGCUCUGUUGGAUUUUGGUUCGUGGCGAAUUGCCAAUUCAGAGCUGUAAAUCUGUGUUGGAGUCUGUGGAGUUUUUGGAUAAGCCGCCCAGAGAAGAAUUAGCUUCUUGUUUUGCCGAUGUUGUGACUCAGAUUGCUCAAGACCUUACAAUGUCGGGAGAUCAACGUUCUCGCCUAACCAAACUGGCGAAAUGGCUUGUGGAAUCACAGACAGUCUCUCAAAGGCUUUUCCAAGAGCGUUGUGAGGAGGAGUUUCUCUGGGAAGCUGAUAUGGUUCAGAUAAAGGCUCAAGACUUGAAGGGGAAAGAGGUGCGAUUAAACACUCGUCUUCUGUACCAGCAGACAAAGUUCAAUUUACUCCGUGAAGAAAGUGAGGGAUAUGCGAAAUUGGUCACCCUUUUAUGCCGAGGAUCGGCAAGUUCUUCGCACAAUGCAUCAGCAGCAACGAUGGGAAUUAUCAAGUCAUUAAUUGGGCAUUUUGACCUGGAUCCGAACCGUGUUUUUGACAUUGUUUUGGAUUGCUUUGAAAUUGAACAAGAUUACGACACAUUCCUCAAUCUAAUUCCUAUCUUUCCCAAGUCUCAUGCUUCACAAAUUCUUGGAUUUAAAUUUCAAUACUAUCAGAGAUUAGAGGUGAAUAGCCCUGUUCCAGUUGGGCUCUAUAAGCUUACAGCCUUGCUAGUAAAGGAAGACUUUAUCAAUCUUGAAAGCAUAUAUGCACAUCUGCUACCUAAGGACGAGGAAAUAUUUGAGGAUUAUAAUACUUCCUUUGCAAAGCGAGUGGAAGAGGCCAAUAAAAUUGGAAAGAUUAAUCUCGCUGCUACUGGGAAGGAUCUUAUGGAGGAUGAGAAGCAAGGAGAUGUCACAGUAGAUCUCUUUGCUGCUUUAGACAUGGAAACUGAUGCUGUUACUGAGCGAUUACCAGAGCUUGAAAAUAAUCAGACUCUGGGCCUCCUUAAUGGUUUCCUCUCUGUGGACGACUGGUAUCAUGCCAAUAUCUUGUUCGAGCGUCUUGCCCCUCUUAAUCCGGUGGCUCACAAUCAGAUUUGUAGUGGCUUGUUUAGGCUUAUAGAGAAGUCGAUUACUCAUGCUUAUCGCAUUGCACGUCAGACACGUUUUCAAAAUUCUUCUUCUGGGGGCACAGAAAAGAUCACACACACUGCUAAUAAGACUUGUCUAGACCUUCCGAAAGAAGUGUUUCAGAUGCUUGUUACUGUUGGACCCUACCUGUAUCGCAAUACACAACUACUGCAGAAGAUUUGUAGAGUAUUAAGGGUUUACUACGUGUCGGCCUUAGAUCUUGUUCGCGAUGGGUCUUCAAAUCAAGAAGGUAGUGUAUAUGAAGUUUCUCGUGUGCACCUGAAGGAAGUUAGGUUGAGAGAGGAAGAAGCUCUAGGAACAUGCCUUCUACCAUCGUUACAGUUAGUACCUGCAAAUCCAGCAGUUGGCCAUGAGAUCUGGGAAGUGAUGAGUCUCCUUCCAUAUGAGGCUCGUUAUCGCUUAUAUGGUGAGUGGGAAAAGGACGAUGAGCAGAAUCCUUUGUUGUUGGCAGCAAGACAAGUGUCAAAGUUGGAUACUAGAAGAAUAUUGAAACGGCUUGCAAAAGAAAAUUUGAAGCAGUUAGGAAGGAUGGUGGCAAAACUAGCUCAUGCCAAUCCCAUGACAGUGCUUCGAACAAUUGUAAAUCAGAUUGAAGCAUACAGAGAUAUGAUUGCUCCUGUUGUGGAUGCCUUUAAGUAUUUGACACAGCUUGAGUAUGAUAUCCUGGAAUAUGUCGUGAUUGAGAGACUGGCACAAAGCGGGCGAGAUAAACUAAAAGACGACGGGAUUAAUUUAUCAGACUGGCUUCAAUCUUUGGCAUCAUUUUGGGGUCACCUGUGUAAGAAGUACCCAUCAAUGGAGUUAAGGGGUCUUUUCCAGUAUCUCGUGAACCAGUUAAAGAGGGGCCAAGGGAUUGAGCUUGUUCUUCUUCAGGAACUGGUCCAGCAGAUGGCAAAUGUACAAUACACUGAGAACCUUACUGAAGAUCAGUUGGAUGCUAUGGCAGGAAGUGAGACUUUACGUUAUCAUGCAACAUCCUUUGGCAUGACGAGGAACAACAAGGCACUUAUCAAAUCAUCAAACCGUCUACGAGAUUCUUUACUUCCAAAUGAUGAACCAAAGUUAGCUAUCCCCCUUUUGUUACUUAUCGCCCAGCAUCGUUCUCUAAUUGUGGUGAAUGCGGAUGCCCCAUAUAUUAAGAUGGUCACUGAACAGUUCGACAGAUGUCAUGGAAUUCUCCUCCAAUACGUGGACUUCCUUUCUAGUGCUGUCAGUCCUGCUACUGCUUAUGCUCGGCUGGUACCUUCGCUUGAUGAGCUUGUUCACACAUACCAUCUCGAGCCAGAGGUCGCUUUUUUGGUAUUUCGCCCUGUGAUGAGGCUCUUCAAGUGUCGACGGAAUGGUGAUGUUUCAUGGCCUUUGGAUAGUGGGGAAUCUAUGGAUGCGGAUUCUGAAAUAUCAGAGUCUGAGAGUUCUAUGAUUCUCGAUGUCGGUGCAUCUGAAAAAGCUGUAACGUGGUCUGAUGUUCUUGAUACAGUAAGAACAAUGCUGCCGUCAAAAGCUUGGAAUAGUCUAUCGCCAGACCUCUACGCUACUUUUUGGGGGCUUACGCUUUAUGAUCUCCAUGUUCCCAGAAAUCGUUAUGAGUCUGAGAUAUCUAAACAGCAUGCUGCCCUUAAGACACUUGAAGAGGUUGCUGAUAAUUCUAGCUCAGCAAUUACGAAGAGAAAAAAAGAGAAGGAAAGGAUUCAAGAGUCUCUUGAUCGUCUAACCGGUGAACUGAAAAAGCAUGAAGAACAUGUUGCUUCUGUCCGUAGAAGGCUUUCACGUGAA
This is a messenger RNA of Camelina sativa (false flax), 3180 nucleotides long. Its product is annotated as THO complex subunit 2. Gene Ontology annotation, cellular component: THO complex part of transcription export complex. The record is from RefSeq and is a predicted model, not a curated record. Gene Ontology annotation, biological process: mRNA processing; mRNA export from nucleus. Lineage: Eukaryota; Viridiplantae; Streptophyta; Magnoliopsida; Brassicales; Brassicaceae. Gene Ontology annotation, molecular function: mRNA binding.